AUGACAGGUGAACAACUAGAGUCAAAGACAUCAAAGGGAACACAAAACAUUAACAAAGUUAUUGAUAACGAUAACGACAAUGACAAUGAUGAUGAUAAAUUUCAAACUGAACAAGUUUAUGACGUAGAAGAUGAAAUACAAGAUUGGAAAUUCUUGAAUAAAUCAAGUAUACCGAAAAGAGGUACCAAAGAAUUUGAACCUGAUGGAACAAAUUUUCAAAUUUCAGCAUUAGAACAAUCACAAAAAACAAUGUUUCAAGCAAUUAGUAAUGUUAGAGGACAUCAUGCUACUAAAAAAUUAAUUGGAAUUUGGAUACCCACUGAUCAAUAUUGUUUUAUUCCACAAAUUCGAGGUAAUUAUUUCAAAGAUUUAGGGAGAGCAAUAAAUAUUGGGAGAUUUCAAGGGAUGAGAUUGAAUAGUUUGGAAACAAUUUAUUUGGCAGAAAGAGGAUCUUUGGUCGUGUAUUUAGGGAAUGAGGAGUACUGUAAUUGGCUAUAUAAUACCACUGAUGAAAACGACAAGGAUGAAGACGAAAGUGUAUCGUUUGACGUUGAAUCAAAGCUAGUUGCAUUGGAUUUGGAAUAUUUGUAUAGUUUGUUAACUAUUUCACUUCCAGACUACCAAGUUUAUGCUUAUUUGAAAAGAUUGGGAUAUAUCAUACAAGAAUAUAAAGUACAUGAUGAUGAUGAUGUGGUGACAACUUCAACAUCGACAAAGAAAUCCAAACCAGAACUGGUGGUUAAUUUCACUUUAUGGCCUCGUGAGUGGGGGAUCAUGGCAUAUCCUUUUUUCCAUUCACAACAUUUCAAAACUAAACAUUAUUUCAAAUACACUGAUGUCUUUAAGAAUCUAAAGUUGAAUUUUAAACCAAUUGAGUGCAGUCCAACUGAAUCAAACAUUAACAUAACAUUCAAUGUAUGGAAACCAUCGCCAUCAUUUUCUAAAAAGACCCCACCACCGCCAGAUUUUCAAUUAUGUGUUGUUGACACAUCCAAGAAUACCGAUUUCUUGAAUCUUCCACAAAUUCAAAGAUUGCUUUUCCAAUUAUCACCACCGCAAAAGCCAACCAAGAAGAUUAAAUCUACUAAUAAAAUGGAAUCAAAACGAGAUAUUCGCGCAAGAAGAUAUGCUGAACGUCAAGCUAAAUUGGAUAAACAAUUACAAUUAAAGAAUGAAUAUUAUAGACUACGUGACGAUUGUUUCAAAAAUGGUGGUCAACCAGUUAUUCUUGCUAUUGUUAAUAAUGGUAUUAUGAAUUUCAUAUCUUUAUCACCAGGUCAAUUUAAUUCAUUACAAAGUGUCAAAUCUCGAUUAAAUGAAAUAUACCCUGAAAAAAUGCAUUCAAUCAUAUAUAAUGAAUGA
Molecule: messenger RNA, 1362 nt
Organism: Candida dubliniensis CD36
Lineage: Eukaryota; Fungi; Ascomycota; Pichiomycetes; Serinales; Debaryomycetaceae
Product: tRNA splicing endonuclease subunit
Exons: 1
Coding region: 1-1362 (453 amino acids)
Biological process (GO): tRNA-type intron splice site recognition and cleavage
Cellular component (GO): tRNA-intron endonuclease complex
Source: RefSeq, a predicted model, not a curated record